GCGAGUGCGGACGCGUUUGGCGGGACAAAGUCGAAAGAGAAGCGCUGUAAACAAACCCAAGUAGUUGUGGUCCGUGAUUGCACCAGAGUGUCGCGAGUGUCCAGUGUCCAGUGUCCGGUGUCCGGUGUCCGUGUGUGCCUGGCCAACUCCAUAUGUGUGUAGAUUAACUAAUCGUUGAGGAUAUCCAAAGCGAAAGCGGCAUGCCGGAAAUCAUCGAGCUGAAUGUCGGCGGCGUGAGCUACACCACCACGCUGGCCACGCUGCUGCAGGACAAGAGCACGCUGCUGGCCGAGCUUUUUGGCGAGGGGCGCGAUUCCCUGGCCAAGGACAGCAAGGGUCGCUACUUCCUGGACCGCGACGGUGUCCUCUUCCGCUACAUCCUGGACUUCCUGCGCGACAAGGCACUGCAUCUGCCGGAGGGAUUCCGCGAACGCCAGCGGCUGCUUCGCGAGGCGGAGCACUUCAAGCUAACGGCCAUGCUGGAGAGCAUCCGUGGUGAACGGGAUGCCCGACCGCCAGGCUGCAUCACGAUCGGCUACCGUGGCAGCUUCCAGUUCGGCAAGGACGGACUGGCCGACGUCAAGUUCCGGAAACUGUCGCGCAUCCUGGUCUGCGGCCGUGUGGCCCAGUGCCGCGAGGUCUUCGGCGACACGCUGAACGAGUCCCGGGAUCCGGAUCAUGGCGGCCCGGACCGCUACACCUCGCGUUUCUUCCUGAAGCACUGCUUUAUUGAGCAGGCCUUCGACAAUCUGCACGAUCAUGGAUACCGCAUGGCCGGCAGCUGUGGAUCGGGCACCGCUGGAUCUGCGGCGGAGCCCAAGCCGGGCGUGGACACGGAGGAGAAUCGCUGGAAUCACUACAACGAGUUCGUCUUCAUCCGGGAUUAAGGCCGCAGGGGAAGCACUCGAGACCACAACAACCACCCACCCACCCACCACCACCACAACCACCUCCCAAUCCAGCUCUGUAUCCCCAUGUUUCGUUCAGUGUUCCAAGUACUCUACGGGAUCCAGCCGGGAUCAGGAGGUCGCGCAGAAUACAACGGUUUGAGUUAUAAACCCACCUCUCUCAAUAUACAAAUGGGAACAUUUUAAAUGUACAAUCCGCACCACACAAGGUCUAGAAAAUUGUUGUUGACUUAGAUAACCUAAUGAGGCCAGAGCAGAGCACAUAAACAUCUGCUAAUUUGACUUCUCCCCCGUUGCAUUUUCCCACUAAUUGAAUACUUUGCGCUGCGAGUUAAACUAUAAAUCUGGGGGGCCAUCAAAUUGGAUAUUCCAGGCGGACUCUUUGAUGAAUAGAAGACGAAUUCGGAUUUACUAGCUGACAAACAAGUGAAAACAAAUUGGCCAGAGCGGGUAACUAAAACAAAGCGAACAUUUUAUUAGCCCCAGAGCAGAGUAAACAUGAGGCAGUGGAGAACACUAAACAGAUCCGAAUCGAUGAAAUAUAUUCAAACGAAUUAAGCAAGAGAGAAACUACAAAUGGGAGACCUCCACCAAGACCAAGAUGGAUAAACACUUAUUCUGUGGUCAAUCAAUCACACUAAAAUCACACUGAACAAUUUGAAAUACGGGUUACUCUUUGAAAAAACAACUAAACUAACGAAAUACUGUAGCAGCAGAUACCACAAGCAACCAAACUCAAGCUCUCCAGUAGGGGCAAGGCAGCGAUGCCACGUUUAAAGUUUUAUUAGUCUUAUAAAAGUCGAAACUUGAAGUAAAGAAUAUACAUAAAUGUAGAAAAUAGGAAGCGGCAGACAGCAGGUGGCCGGGAUAUAUAAGCCCGCAAUCCAUAAAACUCGAACCCAAAUCGAUAUUAGAAAUACAUUACUAUACAAACAACAGCGGCUGUCAUAAGAUAUGCCCUUUUGCAAAAAACUCUUGAGUCUCUGACAAGGCAGAAAUACAUUUAUGACCGCCACAUUUGGCAAGAUAGUUUUUGAGAGCGAUAAAAUCUGGUCCUAAAAACUCUACAAGAUUUAAUAGAAAAUAGUUCAACCCGUGCAGCAAUUACCAUUCAUAUUCCCCACUCACUAACAAUCUCACUCACACUCAUCAUUUGUCAAUGCAAAGGGCGAGAAAACUACCUGAAUUCGAUUCCGAUUUUUUAGUGAGAGCUGUAAUGAGAAAUGCCAAAAACCAAAUGGUCACAAGGACUUCCAAAAACUCGACACAUACAAAACUAAAUUUGCUGAACUUUAGAGCUCUGUUAUUAUUGAUUUUUUGUUCGCAUUGGGAGCGGAUUCAUUGAAACGUUUUUCGCUGACAUAUCUGGCAUCGCAUUUUCCACAUUUCCGCAGGUUUGUUAUUGAAUCCGUGUCCGUAUCCGUGUCCGUGUCCGCGAACACGAACUCGAACAUUUAUAUUGCAUAAAACGGCACUAGGAUUGUGGGAAAUCUGAAAUGAAAAUGCCGAUACAAAACACUCAUGAAAUACACGAGAACACAUUGUAUAAAACUAUAAAUUCCUUAAAUCGUGUGUAAAGAGGCGAGUUGCAUAUGUAGUCAUCAACAAUAACGCGGAAAAAAAAACUAUUAAACUCCAUUAUAUACUGACUCCGGUCUCUUACACAGAUAAUAUAUAUGAAUCGAUAUAUACAUAUAUCUUUAUAUACCUAAUUAAAUAUUAAAACAAUUGUCGAUAUUGAAAGUAUCUUAUAAAUGUUUAGUAUUAUAUGUAAUUGAAUCCGAACGGAGACGGCAGUGGCGAAGGUAUUGUAUCAUUAAUUAAAUUAAACUGAAACUAAUUUAAAUUAACUAAACGAAAUGUAAAAUGUAUUUAGAGAAGCGCAAAAGUAAAACUGCUAAAAUAGCCUAUCAAAGUGCGACUAAGCAAACAUAUAUAUGUAUGUAAAGAGGUACAACUUGCGGAAAGCGAAAACCCAGCAAUAAAUUAAAGAAACCCAAAAGCCA
Molecule: messenger RNA, 2914 nt
Organism: Drosophila serrata
Lineage: Eukaryota; Metazoa; Arthropoda; Insecta; Diptera; Drosophilidae
Gene: Ktl
Product: BTB/POZ domain-containing protein Ktl
Biological process (GO): protein homooligomerization
Molecular function (GO): protein binding
Source: RefSeq, a predicted model, not a curated record